Rotaria socialis is the source of this 1002-nucleotide messenger RNA. The record is from the annotation of a GenBank genome assembly. Lineage: Eukaryota; Metazoa; Rotifera; Eurotatoria; Philodinida; Philodinidae.
AUGGCAUUUCUCAACAAAGCUCUCUUUGAAAUUACUGAUUUUCAAAAUAGUUUAUUUGUUAUUUUUGUGCAACUUUUAUUUAUUAUACUAUCAUUCCAAUUACUUGGUUCUAUGCGCAUUAUGCCGGUACCCGUUUUAACGCAAACUGAUGUUUACACAUUUCUGAUUCCAUCCAUUUUCUAUAGUUUAAGUACUAUUGCAUCGCUACAAGCACUUAUGAAACUUAAUGUUGCUAUUUAUGUUCUAAUUAAGCGUUGUACACCAGCAUUUACAUUUUUCUUACAAGCAAUUGUAUUAAAGGAAAAGAAGCUUGAUUUCAAAACUGGCAUAUGCGUAUUGGGUAUAACAUCUGGCGCUGUAAUAACAUCAAUUAGUGAUCUAACUUUUCAUUUCGAGUCUUAUUUCAUCGGAAGUCUCAGUGUUGUAUUUCAAUCACUCUAUCUUCUAACAAUGCAACGAUGUAGUGAACAUAAAUCAUCUAGUGACGUUCUCUAUAUUAAUAGUCUUAUUGCUUUACCGAUGGUAUUUGUCUUGAUGAUUCUAUUUACGAAUGAUCUAUCAAAUGUACAGUCAUAUAGUGGUUAUACAACAUUUUCAUUUUGGCUGUAUUUCUUAGCGUCAACAUUAGGUGGAGGCUUAUUGAAUGGUUCGACAUUUUGGUGUGUAAUGAAAAAUUCGGCGCUAACUACCAGUGUCGUUGGUGUACUUAAAAGUAUAUUGCAAAUAUUGUUUGGCUUAUUUGUCUUCGAUCGAUUCUCAAUAAAUAUCAAUACAAUCAUUGGAAUUCUAUUAUCGUUAUUUGCUGGUACCAUGUUUAGUUAUUACGAAUAUACAGCUAAACAAAAAAAAACAGUAACAAGUACGAAUCAUAUUGGUUAUGAAGAACGAAUUCGGGAAUCUACAAAUUUAUCUUUUCCUACACAAGAAAUGCCGAUAAAUUCAGAAAACUCAUUCGUCUUUGUCACAGAUGAAACCCGUCUAAGGCAAGCACCAACAUUUUAA